AUGAAUUCGACUGGUGAUGUUUACCAGGAAAUAGCGACUGUGUUUGAAGCGCUCGAGGAGAAUCCAUAUGACCGGGACAACCACGCCAAACUUGUUGCCCUCUUGCGCCACAGCAAGGCCACUAUGCUCGAGGAGCUUACCAAUGCGCGCAAAACCAUGGCUGAGACGUUUGCGUUGACAAACUCGGAGUACUAUGGGUGGAUUGAGGACUCGGGACUUGUGGAAGACGAGUUUGCCCGGCUUUCAGAGCUCAGAGAGGUGUACACACGGAUGGUGGCCGAUAACCCGUCGUGCACGAACUGGUACCAGUACUUGCUGUUUGCAGUGGAAGCGUACGAGGCGCACCGGAAUGCGAAUGAAAUCCACGAGGCGGUGUUUGCUGAGAGCGAUAUCAUGGCGUUGUUAGAGCAGGGCGUCCGGGAAACAGCGUACGCAUACCAGAGCUCCAUUGUGUGGGAGUUGUGUUACAGCUUCUAUAGCACAAAAUUCCAAGGGCCCGGUGGUUUUGAAACGUUGAAAAAGUUCCUUCUUGCGAGACUCGCCGUGCCCCAUGCCUCCAUCGACUCCACCUUUUCCAUGCUCUCGCAGUUGGUGUCCCGGUAUAACAACGCCAAGUACGAGGGGGAGAUGCGGGCCGCAAGCAAGAUUGUGAGUGAGUGCAAGAAGCGCACGAGCUACUUUGAAACCAGAGAGCUUGAGCUCAGGACCCAGGAUACCGUUUCCCCCGAUACAUGGAUUCGGUACUUGGCCAUGGAGAGCAAGCGACCAGCCAAGUUCCGCAACCCACAGUUUAUCGCCUCCAUUUUUGCGCGUGCCAUCGACGACAAGGUGAACGAUUCCAGCUACAUUCCCGUCUGGAGGGCGUAUCUUGCCAUAUUGUACGAGCACCAGGCCAGCGAUGUGGACACCGUUUUAGCCAAGUUCAUCCGCUACCAUCCUGACAGCGCUGUAGCCUUUGCGGAGUCUAUUUCACACCUUGACUACAUGGACUUCGCCAGCAUUAACGGUUUUAAAGCCAUGCGCGGCCGGAUAGGAACGGUGGAUUUGCUCCACAGAGCAGCUCCCGAGGACUGGAAAGUGCUUGCCAUGGUGUUGGUGACGUACGAGUUCAAGGCGGUGAAGAACGGAAAUUUGGACAUGAUCACAGAGUUGUACACCGAUAUCGAGAACUACGCCACCUAUGCCAUUGACAACACCGAAGACGCACUCCAUUCGGUGGAAAAGCUCUGCGUCGCGGUGUACGUGGAGCUCGAAGACUUACCUCUGGGGCGGAGGAUCAUUGAGCAGCUUCUCUCGAAACACAAGACCCAGGUGGAGAACUGGUUGUUUGCAUUGGAUUAUGAGAGACAGUAUGGGUCGCCAACAGAGAUCUCUGCUUUGUUUGAGCGGGCAUGUCUGUUGCUUACGAUUGUCGAUUGGCCAGAGCGUAUCAUUGACGAAUGGUUGCGGUACGAACAACUACACGGAACACCGUUUUCCUACCAGACUGCCUGCAUCAAGAGUCAGAGGAAGAUGCACACCGUUAAUGUGACGAGAUACGAGCUUCAGUUGGCACAGGAACAGCGGCAACAGGAACAGAUGGAACAGCAGCUCAGCGCUGUGUCAGUGUCUAGCACCAAGAGGAGGAGAAGCGAAGACGAAGGGCCAGCACUGCAUAGUCAAGAAAGCAAGAAGGACAAGCAGCACCAUAACAGCGAUGAACCUCCAAAGCGUGACAGAGAACAUUUGUGCGUAUUGGUAGCAAACCUUCCUGCCAAUAUCUCCAAGCCGGUAGUGUCGGCAUUUUUCAGAGACUGCGGAGAGAUCAAGGACUUGACUCUUGUUCAAGGAGAAGGCUCCUUAUUUGCAAAGGUGGAAUUUACUGACGAGAGGUCGGUGCUUGCUGCGCUCACCAAGAACUUGAAACGCAUGGAGGGCGCUGAGCUCGACGUCAAAAGGUGUCUCUACAACACGAUCUGGGUCACCAACUUUCCCCCAGAAUUCAGCCAGGAGAGGCUAGAGGAAUUGUUUGGCGUGUUUGGCACAAUUAUGUCCAUUCGCUUACCGUCGUUGAAGUUUAAUUCCAAUCGCCGGUUCUGCUAUGUGGAAUACCUCCUUCCGUCUAGUGCCACGAAUGCCACAAGCCAGCUACACGGACGGACCAUUGAUGACCACAAGUUGGUGGUGAAGAUAUCCAAUCCAAAGGAGAAGCAAACGGUUGAUAAAGAGAGGAGGUCAGUGAUCGUGAAGAAUCUUGACUUUAGGGUCUCGGAGGAAACCUUGCGGGCACAUUUUGCAGAGUACGGUGAAAUUGAAAAAAUCACCUUGCCAAAUAGCUCUCAACACCCACAGAGCGACCGAAAGAACGAUGGGUACGGGUUUAUCAAGUUUGCCGACGAGAUCUCGGCCCUUAAUGCGAUGGCUCAUGAUCAGUUUGGACUUGCCGGCCGUCCAAUCUCUGUCUCUAUGGCAGACGCCAGCUUCAAGACCAAGCAAAAGGCUCCUCCUGCCUCGACUCAUAGCGACAACAGGUCGGCAACGAUUAGCAUUUUAAACAUCCCUGACACAAUCAGAGAGGCUCAAAUCAGACAGUUUUUCUCCACCAUUGGUCCUGUGGCGGGGGUGACACUCAAACCGGAGUUUGGUGGGGCUCUUGUUGAAUACGAAACGGUGCUGGGGGCUGGAAAGGCAUCCAUGCAGUUAAACGGGCAGAUCUUCGAAGGGAUCGCGUUGAAGCUCGGAACUCCGAAGGAAUUGACGCAGAACGUGGCUUUGCCGACGUCGGCAAAGCCAAAGUUUUUGGUACCGCUGAAUCUUCGCAGACGUAAGGCGCUCCCUCAGUCCGGGGAGAAGUCGGCUUCGGGGGACCCGCCAAAGUCCAAUGAGGACUUUAAGAAGAUGUUUCUUGGGAAAUAA
This is a messenger RNA of Babjeviella inositovora NRRL Y-12698, 2895 nucleotides long. RefSeq names its product U6 snRNP complex subunit. Gene Ontology annotation, cellular component: nucleus; cytoplasm. The transcript has a single exon. Gene Ontology annotation, molecular function: mRNA binding; protein binding. Gene Ontology annotation, biological process: RNA processing. NCBI's taxonomy places the organism in Eukaryota, Fungi, Ascomycota, Pichiomycetes, Serinales. The record is from RefSeq and is a predicted model, not a curated record. Bases 1 to 2895 code for a protein of 964 amino acids.